AUGGUGAGGCUGGUGCUGCCCAACCCUGGCCUGGAGGACCGAAUCCCAUCUCUGGAUGAGUUGGAGGUCAUUGAAAAGGAAGAAGCCAGCUCCCGGCCCAAAUGGGACAACAAGGCCCAAUACAUGCUCACCUGUGUGGGUUUCUGUGUGGGGCUGGGCAACGUGUGGCGCUUCCCCUACCUGUGCCAGAGCCAUGGAGGAGGGGCCUUCAUGAUCCCGUUCCUUAUCCUGCUGGUGCUGGAGGGCAUCCCCUUGCUGCACCUGGAGUUCGCUAUUGGCCAGCGGUUACGCAAGGGCAGUGUGGGCGUGUGGAGUUCUAUCCACCCAUCUCUGAAGGGUGUAGGCAUCGCUUCCAUGUUCGUAUCCUUCAUGGUGGGCCUGUACUAUAACACCAUCAUCGCCUGGAUCAUGUGGUACUUCUUCAACUCCUUCCAGGAACCUCUUCCAUGGAGCGAGUGUCCACUGAAUGAGAACCGCUCUGGCUAUGUGGAGGAGUGUGCCAAGAGCUCCCCCGUGGACUACUUCUGGUACCGAGAGACCCUCAACAUUUCCACCUCCAUCAGUGACUCGGGCUCCAUUCAGUGGUGGAUCCUGCUCUGCCUGACAUGCGCCUGGAGCACGCUGUAUGUGUGUGUUAUCCGUGGCAUCGAGACCACUGGAAAGGCUGUGUAUAUCACAUCCACCCUGCCCUACAUUGUGUUGACCAUCUUCCUCAUCCGUGGCUUGACUCUGAAGGGCGCCACCAAUGGCAUCGUCUUCCUCUUCACACCCAAUGUCACAGAACUGGCCAACCCCAACACGUGGCUGGAUGCAGGCGCUCAGGUCUUCUACUCCUUCUCGCUGGCCUUUGGGGGCCUCAUCUCCUUCUCCAGCUACAACUCUGUGCACAACAACUGUGAGAAGGAUUCUGUGAUUGUGUCCAUCAUCAACGGCUUUACGUCUGUGUAUGCGGCCACCGUGAUCUACUCUAUCAUUGGCUUCCGUGCUACUGAGCGCUACGAUGCCUGUGUCAGCACGAACAUCCUGACUCUCAUCAAUGGCUUUGACUUGCCCGAAGCCAAUGUGACCAUUGAGAACUUUGAGGCCAUGCAGCAGUGGUGCAAUAACUCCAACCCGGAGGCCUAUGCACAGCUGAAGUUCCAGACCUGUGACUUGAACUCCUUCCUUUCUGAGGGCGUGGAAGGGACGGGCCUGGCCUUCAUCGUCUUCACUGAGGCCAUCACCAAGAUGCCUGUGUCCCCACUCUGGUCGGUGCUGUUCUUCAUCAUGCUUUUCUGCCUUGGCCUCUCGUCCAUGUUUGGGAACAUGGAAGGUGUGGUCGUACCCCUUCAGGACCUCAAGAUCAUACCCGCAAAGUGGCCCAAAGAGCUGAUAACUGGCCUCAUCUGCUUGGGGACCUAUCUCAUCGCCUUCAUUUUCACUCUGAAUUCCGGCCAGUACUGGCUCUCCCUGCUGGACGACUACGCUGGCUCCAUCCCUCUACUGAUCAUCGCCUUCUUUGAGAUGUUUUCUGUUGUCUAUGUGUACGGCGUGGACAGGUUCAACAAGGACAUCGAGUUCAUGAUCGGCCACAAGCCCAACAUCUUCUGGCAAGUCUCAUGGAGAGUGGUGAGCCCGCUAAUUAUGCUGGUCAUCUUCCUCUUCUUCUUUGUGACUGAGGUCAGCAAAAAUCUCACGUACAGCAUCUGGAACCCUGACUACGAGGAGUUCCCCAAAUCCCAGAAGGUCCUGUACCCUAACUGGGUGUAUGCAGUGGUGGUCAUCGUGGUUGGGGUGCCCUGCCUUACCAUCCCCUGCGUUGCCAUCUACACAUUCAUCAGGAACCGUUGCCAGAAGUCAGGGGACCGCCAUGGGCUGGUCAGCACGAUGUCCACAACCUCAGUGAAUGGGGACUUGAAGUCCUGA
Nannospalax galili (Upper Galilee mountains blind mole rat) is the source of this 1905-nucleotide messenger RNA. RefSeq names its product solute carrier family 6 member 19 (gene Slc6a19). Bases 1 to 1905 code for a protein of 634 amino acids. Gene Ontology annotation, cellular component: plasma membrane. Gene Ontology annotation, biological process: sodium ion transmembrane transport. Lineage: Eukaryota; Metazoa; Chordata; Mammalia; Rodentia; Spalacidae. The record is from RefSeq and is a predicted model, not a curated record. The transcript is spliced from 12 exons.